AUGGCAGGAGACGUGCAACAGGCACCUUUUGUGAAGCAGCUUGCUGCCAAUGACCGUCCCACUCGAGACAAGGCUGUUGCCAGCCUUCGCACAUAUCUCAGCGGUCGAAAGUCUUUUGAGGAGAUUGAACUCCUAAAAUUAUGGAAGGGUUUAUUCUUCUGCAUGUGGAUGAGUGACCGUCCGAGAACGCAGCAGCAGUUGGCGAUUGACCUCGCGGGAUUGGUAGAUGUAUUGCCGGACGAGACUGCGCUGGCUUUCUUAGAGGCAUUCUGGAAGACAAUGUCGAGAGAAUGGACUGGAAUUGACGUGCUUCGGAUGGAUAAAUUCCUCAUGCUAGUCCGUGCCUACCUCAAUGCCUCAUUCCGUUACUUGGCAAAGAUUCGCUGGGAAUCCCGCCGAGUCGAGAAAUACAUGGACAUUCUGUCAGAGCUUCCCUUUAAUUGCACCGACCCGAAGAUACCUAACGGGCUCCGCUUUCAUGCCAUUGAUAUCUACGUCGACGAAAUCGACAAAGUUGAUACGCCGCGGAGUGGAAAUAUACCCUUGGAUCAACUUCUGCAACCUCUGCGGAAGUUGCAAAAGGAUUGCCCAACAAAAGUCGUCCGCACAAGGGCAAAGGAGGCAUUGUCCGAUGAGAGACUGAAUGAUUGGGAAAAUCCUGAUUCCAACUCGUUAAGAGAUGAGGCAGAGGAUGAUGCCAGCGAUUCCGAAUGGGGCGGCAUUGACGGGUAG
Xylona heveae TC161 is the source of this 732-nucleotide messenger RNA. Its product is annotated as nucleolar. The record is from RefSeq and is a predicted model, not a curated record. Gene Ontology annotation, cellular component: preribosome, large subunit precursor; preribosome, small subunit precursor; nucleus. The transcript is spliced from 3 exons. The coding region runs from base 1 to 732 and encodes 243 amino acids. Lineage: Eukaryota; Fungi; Ascomycota; Xylonomycetes; Xylonales; Xylonaceae. Gene Ontology annotation, biological process: rRNA processing.